Sesamum indicum (sesame) is the source of this 2535-nucleotide messenger RNA. Its product is annotated as neurofilament heavy protein. The record is from RefSeq and is a predicted model, not a curated record. NCBI's taxonomy places the organism in Eukaryota, Viridiplantae, Streptophyta, Magnoliopsida, Lamiales, Pedaliaceae.
AACUUUUUUUACUGUGUGUGUUCUUUUGUUUUCCCGUGCACUUGUUUCUGUGCUGAUGAUUGAGGUUUAUCUGUUUCGGACCUUCCAGAAGAACCAGAAACAGACAAUUGUCUUUUUUAACUGCGAAAAGUUGUAAUUUUAUGGAUGAUUGUUGCAGUGGACAAACAUAGCACAUGCGUUUGUUUUCAGUGCUUGCGUUUUCGUCGUCCCCUUUUGGUCUUCAUUGGGAUAUCAUUCCUGUUCUUGAUUAGUUCUGUGUGUUGAUGAUUUCCCCAUACUUGGGCUCAGCCCAUGGUUUUAACUUUGUGGUUAGAUUUCUGAUUGGUCUCUAUGGAUAUCUGAAAGUUGAUGGAUGAAUCUUUAGAUUAAACAUGUCACAUGGAAGACGAGGUGCUCCAUCUAUGUCCUUCAAGUAGUUAGGAUUGGCCCGUUUGGUUAAGUUUAUCCUCCCGAUUGGUUGUUCCUUUUAGAUUUCGUCAUAGAUGUUUAAGAUACUACAUCAUAGUUGCAACAUUCCUGAGCUUGUCAUAUUCAAUGCUGUAAAUCUUUGUUAGUAACAGUUCUGAUUAAAGUUGAGAUCUCGUGUUACGAAACAGAUGGGUGAAUCUGUGAAAUCUGGUGCUGCUAGACUGGAAGUUUCAGUUUCAUUUGGUAGGUUUGAGAAUGAUGCACUUUCUUGGGAGAAGUGGUCAUCAUUCUCUCCAAACAAGUAUUUGGAGGAAGUUGGAAAUUUAUCGACGCCUGGAUCAGUAGCCCAGAAGAAGGCAUAUUUUGAAGCUCACUACAAGAAGAUUGCAGCUAGGAAAGCUGAGGAACUGGAGCAGGAAAAGUCGACGGACCCCGUUACUCCAAGGCCAGAUAUAUCAAGCAAGGAAGAUUAUGCUGAAACUACAUCAGAGGUAGAUACUAAAUUUGGUUUGUCCAAUGGAGAGAAAUUAGUUGCAGUUGUGCAGGAAUAUGAAGCCAAAUUUGGUUUGUGCAAUGGUGAGAAAUUAGUUGAAGGAGUUGCAGAGGAAAAUGAAGCUGGUGCCGAUGAGGCAAAAGAUGAUGCUGCUAGGUCAUCUGAAGGGGAUGAUCAGAGUGCCUGUACCAAUGCUUCAAUCAACGCAAUCACUUCAAAGGAGGAAAAAGAGGAUGAUGCUGUUGCUGUCGAGUGUGAAACCUCUGCAAUCGAGGAACCCAAGGAUGAGUUGAAUGGUAAUUUGGAUGAACCGGAAUUAAAUGUCAGAAAAGAAGCUGUGUUGGUUGGUCUUGAGACUCCUCGGAAGGGCUCUCAACCAGUGGAAAAACCUUCAGAAAGAAAAAAGGGCAGAGAACAAUCAAGCAAAGUGAAAAAGGAAAAUUCUAAGUUGAAUUCACGGCCUAUUGCUCAAAAGGUAACUCCAGCAAGAAAGGAAAGAACUUUGGCUGGGACAAAGAAGAAUGCUGUAUCACCUGCAGCUAAACCAUUGCAAACGUCAACUCCUAUAUACUCAAAGCGAGCCUCAACUUCCACACCGGUAUCUGCCUCUCAGUCCUUGAAAAAGAAGGUGAACGGGUCACCAAUAUCAAAAAGUAAGAAUUCUCCUGUUGGAGAAAGCAAGAGAGCAGCUCCUACAUCCUUGCACAUGUCUCUUAGUUUGGAUCCCGGGAAAUCUUGUGGUGCUCUCUCCAUGGAUAGGAAGUCAUUGAUAAUGGAGAAAAUGGGAGAUAAGGAUAUUGUUAAGCGAGCUUUCAAGACUUUCCAGAAUCGUACUAGUGUAUCUACAACUGAAGAAAAACCAAGUCCUGUGAAGAGUGUGUCGUCUACUGCAUCUGAGCCAAAGAUUUCCACUUCCCACACUCCUAGAAAGGGGAAUGAAGGAUUGAGGAAGGAUGCUGAAAAGAGGGCAACUCAAAGGAGUCAAUUGGGAACUAGAUCAAAUCCUCUGCCCACAGGAUCACAUACAGUCUCUGGACUGGAAAGGAAAAAUACAAAGGCAGUCUCACCCACUACUGGCUUGAGAAAUGAUGAGAAAGCUGAAAAGCGGAAAGAGUUUCUAAAGAAGUUGGAGGCAAAAUCAAUCGCCAGAGAGACAGAAAAAGCUCAGCUUAGUAAAUCAAAGGUGGGUGUUAGCACGAGAUCUGUCAACGGCCUGUCCCUGAAUCGGUGAAGAUUGUCUUCAAACAUUUCCAGGUUGAGGAGAAUCACAUCUUCACAGAGAACAUUUGCUGAACAUGCUGGAAAGUCAAGCACCUGACAAGAACUGGCUUCUUGAUGGAAUCCAGACUUACUAAUGAGCAGCAGCAGUUUUUGCAGUAAGGAAGAUUCAUAUCCCUCCUGCCGUGAGGUCAUAUAUCUUGCUUAGGAGAUUAGAGCUUAGGAUGUACUAGUUUCUGCAUAUACCUGCGUGGAGAAACUCAAUUCUGUUUAUCUUAUUCGUGGGAGAUCGUUUGUAUAUAGAAGGUUAUAUUUGUUUGUGUAUCAACAGAGAGUUUUCUCAUCAAAAUGAGGCACCAUAAUGUGUAUUGUACUAGCACAUUCCAACCCUAUUAAAUUUGAUUCCUGGUAGAACA